Molecule: messenger RNA, 1945 nt
Organism: Salvia miltiorrhiza (redroot sage)
Lineage: Eukaryota; Viridiplantae; Streptophyta; Magnoliopsida; Lamiales; Lamiaceae
Product: UBP1-associated protein 2C
Exons: 2
Coding region: 221-1621 (466 amino acids)
Molecular function (GO): RNA binding
Source: RefSeq, a predicted model, not a curated record
UAUUCAUAUUCAAAGUUAGUGAACCGACUCAAAUAAUACAGAUGGAAUGGAAGGGCGGGUAAGCGGGCUUCCGGAUAAAAAGGGGCCCCCAAUAUCCGGUGGGGCCCACGGAGAUGGAAACUGUAAAUUGUCGAGCAACUUUAUUGUACUUGCACUCAGCUAAGCUCAAACUUUCCCAAAAUUAGGGUUUUACACUCUUCAUAUCUUCACCUUCCCUACAAUGGACCCAACCAAGAAGCGCAAAAUGGAAGAAACCGGCGCCGACCCCGACGCCUUCAACCCCCUCAUGCUCACCGUCGACGACGCCCGCCGCAUUCUCGACUCGCUCACCCACGACCAGCUGCUGGAAAUUGUCCAAAACGCCCUCCUCCGCCACCCCGACGUCCUCGACGCCGUCCGAUCGCUCGCUGACCGCGACACCGCGCAGAGGAAGCUCUUCAUCCGCGGCUUGGGCUGGGAAACCACCACGGAGAAGCUCCGCGCGCUCUUCUCUUCGUACGGCGAGUUGGACGAGGCGGUUGUCAUCCUCGAUAAGGUCACCGGGAAGUCCAAGGGAUACGGAUUCAUCACUUUUAAGCACAUUGAUGGUGCGAUUAUGGCGUUGAAGGAUCCGAGUAAGAAAAUUGACGGUAGGAUGACGGUGACGCAGCUCGCCGCCGCUGGGAUUUCGGGGGGCGGAGGGCCUGCGGCGGGUGGCGGUGGUGGUGGCGGUGGUGGGGUGAACAAUCCGGUGGAUGUGUCGAUGAGGAAGAUUUAUGUGUCCAAUGUGCCGUAUGAUAUGGCGGCUGAGAGACUUCUUCAACAUUUCUCCAUGUAUGGGGAGAUUGAGGAGGGACCGUUGGGUUUUGAUAAGGCAACUGGGAAGUCCAAGGGGUUUGCUUUGUUUGUUUAUAAAACGGCUGAGGCUGCUAGGGCGUCGCUAGUGGAUCCGGUUAAGAGUAUUGAUGGCCACCAAUUGAAUUGUAAAUUGGCAAUUGAUGGGAAAAGAGGAAAGCCCCCCGGGGUUGGGCCGAUGGGUGUCCAAGGGGGUAAUAUGGGGAAUGGGGAUGGAGUUGGGGCUCCUCCAUCUGGUGGGCAUUAUGGUGGGCCCGGUGGAGUAGGCGGGCAUUAUGGUGGGUUUUCUGGUGGUUUAGGUACUGGUGUAGGUGGUCCAGGAUUGUCUUCUAUAGGAAGUCAAGCCGCAGGGUCCAAUCUUGGGGUUAAUGGUGGGUAUGGUUCUGGGAUGGGUGGGCCGUAUGGUGGUGGUUCUCAUGUUGGAACUGGUUAUGGAUAUGGUGGCAGUGGUGGUGCAUUGGGGGGAGCUGGAAGUGGGGUGGGCUCUGGAGCAGGAUUAGGUGGUGUUGGUGGUGGUGGGUUUUCUGGUCAUGGAGCUGGAAUGGGUGGUGCUGGUGGUGGAGCUGGUGGGACUGCUGGUGGAUUGGGUGGUGCAGGUCGCGGGUCAUCUUUGUAUGGUCUGCCUCCUAGCUCAGGUGGAAUGGUGUCAGGAGAUUACCCGCCGAGCUCACAUUAUAACUUAUCAUCCGGAAGCUAUCAAGGCCAACAUAAUCAAAUACCAGGAGCACUGUCAGCACCUAGAAUUCCACCUGGAGGAGCCUACCAAGGGAUGCCCCCUUACUACUGAGGUUUAUGACCAGCUUGUUGGUGCUAGCCUUAGUGGUUCUGGUGAAUUUGCAGGCAAUGGCUUCAUGAUUUUGAUUUGCUGUGUUAUAUGGCUUCUUCUUCUUCACUCCACCUACGACUUAUGAUGUGAUCUUCUGUGAUUGCUCAUAAUUUUAAGUGAGUUUAGACCUCCUUUCUGCAAAAUUUCAGUAGAGUGUGGAUAUAGGUGAUCAAAAGCCGAGUACUAGACUAGUCUAUAUUUUCAUGAGGAGCUUGCAUGCCCCUCCAGAUGUCUCAUGUAUGAAAGAAUUUUUUGCUGCUUGUUUUUAUAAUGAGUUGUUUAACA